This is a messenger RNA of Xyrauchen texanus (razorback sucker), 3254 nucleotides long. RefSeq names its product plexin-C1-like. The record is from RefSeq and is a predicted model, not a curated record. Gene Ontology annotation, molecular function: protein binding; semaphorin receptor activity. Lineage: Eukaryota; Metazoa; Chordata; Actinopteri; Cypriniformes; Catostomidae. Gene Ontology annotation, cellular component: semaphorin receptor complex. Gene Ontology annotation, biological process: regulation of cell shape; regulation of cell migration; positive regulation of axonogenesis. The transcript is spliced from 15 exons. The coding region runs from base 1 to 2616 and encodes 871 amino acids.
AUGAGAGGAGACAUAUUUGGAAUUCUUGUACUAUUAAAAUAUUGCAUCUGCAAAGAUGCGCACAACUUUGAUGGAGACAUCAAGGACUUUGUGGUUGGAAACAGUAAGUUGUAUGUUCUUACCGACCGUCGACUUCAUCAGAUGAAACACGAUCUACUUGAGGAGAAGAGUAAAGACAUCUCUAAUGCCACACACCCCAAUACAGUGACCAUUCUGGUGCCAUUUGACGCGAACGGCACUUUGGUUACGUGUGGGACAUCUGACAAUGAAUAUUGUGAAGUUCUUGAUAUUAAUGACAUCACAAACAGUAUUUACUGGGAAAGCAUAUCGGUUGGUCCUCAGUGGAAAGAGACAUCUGUAGCAUUCAUAGUUGAUAUUAAUCCUAAAGUUGACCCGAUGGGAAGUUACCUUUUGGUGGCGAGAAAGAAGGGAAAAGAAAUUGUUACCUUGAGGGACACUUUAAAUUCUGGCAAAGGUGGCAUUUUCUCCAGAAUAGAUGAAUUAUCAGAAUCCUUCAUUCAGACCACCAGAACACAUGUAGAGUUUGUUGACGGCUUUCAGGUAUCUUCGCUCAAUAUCUCGUACUUGUUUAUUAACACAAAGACUGAGACCGAGAGGAAAGUUCAUGUGUUCAGGCUGAAUAACUUUAAAGGAAGAAAAAAGGGCAUUUUCAAGGACCUCAAAGCUGCAACUAUUGGAUGCUGUGAUGAUAAAGUUCGUCCAGUUCUUCUCGCCUCCACCAUUAUUCCUUCAGUCAAGUCCGUUAUCUGGGCAGGUGUCUUCAGUGCGCAAAAUGAACGUGAUCCAGAGAACACAGCGCUGGCUUUAUACGACAUCAGUCAUGUUGAAGGACAAGUGAAGGGUUUCUGCACCAACGGUGAAAAGUGUAUUUCUGAGAGUGGUAUGAAACUUCAGCCACUUGCUGUGGUUUUCAAGUACAGAUCGAUGACAUCAGUAGCAGCAGUUAGAACUGAAUCCUGGAUUGUGCUGUUCAUAGGAACCAAAGAUGGCCAACUUAUAAAGCUUGUGUUGGAUGAGACAUUCAAAGCUGGCUGUCCAAUGGUGCUGUACAAAUCUGAUGAUGAACGAUCAGUGUUUCCCAGAAUGCACUUUGAUCCAGUAGAUUCCAAACAUGUCUACAUAGCUUUGAAGAAUCAGGUCAGAAGAGUGUCUGUGGCUCAGUGUGUUAAAUACAAAACUCUAAAAGACUGCAGAGCUUCUCUGGAUCCUCUCUGUGGCUGGUGUGUGAACUCACGCAGAUGUUCUACCAAAGAUGAGUGCUCAGAAUCUUCAUGGGUGUCCAUCCCAAAUGACUCUUUUCAGAGACAACUACUUUAUUUUCAGGUGGCAAAGACAUCUUCCACAAAUAUUUCUCUACAUCUUGUCUUGAGUCUGAAGAGCACAGGAAGUCCCGUCUUCUCAUGUGCCUUUACUGCAGGAAGUGUGAAUGUGUGUGACAGGUCUGAUACAGCUGCAGUUUUCCCAAACUGUUCUUGUAGCUUUUCUGACCAGCUGCUGUCUACCAGAGUCUCAGCUGUAGUAACUAUUGGAGAUCAGAAGAUCACAGAGAUGUUGACGCUGAGGAACUGCUCCAGUAUCACAGAACAUUCAUCAAAUAUUUCUUAUACACAGUGUGUGCAGUGCAUCUCAGCUGGGUGUCACUGGUCCUCUUCUCCCAAGCAAUGUGACUGGACACAUGAACCUGGGCCGCAGUUACAAGUACAGGAUGCAUGUAAAGAUUUACUCUCUGGGACGGACUAUAAAGAGCCAAAGAUUUUCUCUCUAGAACCCAACAAGUCAUCUUUUCAUGGCAGAAACAGAGUUUUACUAAGAGGAAGUAACCUGCAAUCUGUCACCAAAAUCCAUAUUCAAGGGGAUCUGGACUGCAUUCCAAAAGAGGCUCCGGUGUUUGAAUACUUCAAUGACACUCUAAGGUUCAACAUUCCUCCUAGUGAAACUAAAGGAACAGUGAAAGUGUGUGCUGUUACUCCUGAUGGCCGUUGUCAUGGUAACAUCAUCAUCACUUAUAGUUCCCUGCCCAGCUGCACAGGAAUACAGCCCAAAGUCACCUGGAAAAGUGGUGGAAGGAAGAUUCAUGUGCAGGGGACAAAUAUGGAAUUGGUGGAAUCAAUUAUUCUCCAUCCCUCCAGGAAAGAGUUUAAAACACAUCAUGACACAAGCUCAGGGGAUGUGUGGUUUCUCCCCAACCAUAAUGAUCGUAGUGGUGUGUUUAGUCUGUUUUUGAAAUUUGGGAACUCCGCUGUUGAAUGUGUUGAUAAUUUCUCCUACCUGCCUGAUCCAAAGUUCACUGGAUUCACCACCUUACAGGAGUCCGAUUAUCUACAGGUGGUAAUUCAGAAAAAGGCAGAUAAGUUGAAUUUUAGUGAGAGUGAGGUGGAUGUGUCUGGCCAACAGGGAGAUCAGGAACAUGAGUGUGUUUUGGAAUGGAUUUUGUCCAGUAGCAUUCUCUGUAAGAUUAAACACAUAUCAGGAGCCAUCAUCACACUGGACUCACUCACUGUCAGGGUGGGGAAUUAUUUUGUUUUCAGGAUGGGACAAAGUAGUACAAAGUAUAUGUUCUGCCUCAGUCCACAGAAGCCAUCUGGCCAAGAAUGAAAGAGCAGUCAGGAAAUAAGUUGUUUUCAGUUUCUUACUGCAAAAGUAUAUGGUAACCUUGAAAAUCAUGUGUUGCUAGAUAAUUCUGUUCUUUUAAUAUCUAUGUAUUUUUUAAGGAAUCGUAAAGGCGAGCAUCUUAUUUUUUUAUAUUGUCUUUAAUAUACUUAUUUUUGUAUAUUUUCAAUUAUUAUAGGCCUACAGCUUUAAUUUUCAAUGUGUUUUGCUUAUUUAAUGGCCACUUUUUGUAUAUGUAAAAUGAUGCCAUAAUGCUGUUGCCCUUUUUACACAUAUAAUAAAAUUGAAUGAGCUCCAGAAUAAACAUUACUCUGUAGAAAUCUUAUCUUGCAUCCUACUUACUGCUCAGACCGCUCCUGUGGCAUCUAAACAGCAGGUGGCACUAUAUACUCACUCAUUAUUCAUACAAUUAAUAAUAAUAAUAAUAAAAAAUAUCUAUCAACCAAUAGAGGACAAAUUUGCUUUAUUUUGCACUAUAGUGUUUUUUCUAUGACAGUGGAAAUAUUUUAUUGGAUUCUAUUUUUCUCUUCCUAAUCUGAUAUUUGAUGAAAUAUUUCAGUAUACUGCUACUACUAAUUGUAUUAUAGUCCUAUUUGUAAUAUAAAUUACUACUAAAUGAACAA